AUGGAAGACAAAUUUACGAACCUCAGUCUCCACGAGAAAACCGGUAAGCCAUCUGCCCAGCCCCACGAACCAACAGGCUCGGAAAAUAGCUCUACUGUCAAGAGAACAGCGUCUACGUCGUCACACUACAACAACAUCAAUGCGGAUCUUCAUGCCCGUGUGAAGGCUUUCCAAGAGCAACGUGCGCUUAAAAGGUCAGCCAGUGUGGGAAGCAACAAGAGCGACCAGGACAAGGGCAAUUCGCAAUCACCCAAACAUAUCCAACAGAUCGUCAACAAACCAUUACCGCCUCUCCCUGUAGUUGGUAGUUCGAAGGUUUCACAAAGAAUGACUGGUCAAGUUGUUCAGACUUCCUCCAAGAACACUCUCAAGAACGAUCGGAGUGACCAAGGUACUCAGGACAAGAUAAUCAUGGAGGAAGCUACGAGUGCCAGUAUUAGCGUUGAUACGACUAAAGUCAUCACCACAGCGGUUGGUGUGGCCACUGAUCUAUCUGCAAAUGGCGUUACGCCGGCAGCUUCUAAUACCGCAUCUGCAGCACAAAAGGCUCAAUUGCUGAAUCCUAGUAGAAGAGCGCCAAGGCGACCAUUAUCCCUUCAGCACCCAACGAGGCCCAGCGUCGCUCCACAUAAAGCCCCCGCCAUUAUAAACACGCCAAAGCAAAGUUUGAGUGCCCGUCGAGGGUUGAAAUUGCCUCCCGGUGGGAUGUCCUUAAAAAUGCCUAGCAAAAGUCCUCAACAGCCGCAACAAUUUGCACCAAGCCCUUCAAACAAGAUGCACAUAGAAACUGUAUCUAGCAAAGCUGUGGAGGGGAAAAAGUCGAACCCUGGUUCUUUGGUAAACGGUGUGCAAAGCACUUCCACUUCAUCUAGUACCGAAGGCCAACACGACACUUUAGGAACUACACCCCGAACUGCAAACAGUAUCAAUUCUUCGAAUUCAGGUAGUAGUGGUGGCGGUGGACUCUUUGCAAAUUUUUCGAAGUAUGUCGAUAUCAAAUCUGGCUCGUUAAAUUUUGCAGGUAAACUAUCGCUAUCUUCUAAAGGUAUUGAUUUCAGUAAUGGUUCCAGUUCAAGGAUUACAUUGGAUGAACUAGAGUUCUUGGACGAACUGGGCCACGGUAACUACGGUAAUGUCUCCAAAGUAUUGCAUAAACCCACAAAUGUCAUUAUGGCCACAAAGGAAGUCCGUUUGGAACUGGAUGAAGCCAAAUUCAGGCAAAUUCUUAUGGAAUUAGAAGUCUUGCAUAAAUGUAAUUCUCCAUACAUUGUGGACUUUUAUGGUGCCUUCUUUAUUGAGGGGGCAGUAUACAUGUGUAUGGAAUACAUGGAUGGUGGCUCGCUGGAUAAGAUAUACGAUGAAUCAUCCGAAAUUGGCGGCAUUGAUGAACCACAACUAGCAUUUAUUGCCAACGCUGUCAUCCAUGGAUUAAGAGAACUGAAAGACCAGCAUAACAUCAUACACAGAGAUGUCAAACCAACAAACAUAUUGUGCUCUGCCAACCAAGGUACAGUGAAAUUGUGUGAUUUCGGUGUUUCAGGUAAUUUGGUGGCAUCUUUAGCCAAGACGAAUAUUGGUUGUCAGUCAUACAUGGCACCUGAGCGUAUCAAGUCCUUGAAUCCAGAUAGAGCUACUUAUACAGUACAGUCAGAUAUUUGGUCUCUGGGUUUGAGUAUCCUGGAAAUGGCAUUGGGUAGAUAUCCAUAUCCACCAGAAACUUUCGACAACAUCUUUUCUCAAUUGAGCGCCAUUGUUGACGGACCACCACCCAGGUUGCCAUCAGAAAGAUUCAGUCCCGACGCACAAGAUUUUGUUUCCUUAUGUCUACAAAAAAUCCCGGAAAGAAGACCCACUUACACAGCCUUAACGGAACAUCCCUGGCUGGUAAAAUACAGAAAUCAAGAUGUCCAAAUGAGCAAAUAUAUCACAGACCGAUUAGAAAGACGCACCAAAAUCCUACGGGAACGUGGUGAAAACGGUCUAUCUAAAAAUUUACCUGCAUUGCAUAUGGGUGGUCUAUAA
Molecule: messenger RNA, 2022 nt
Organism: Saccharomyces eubayanus
Lineage: Eukaryota; Fungi; Ascomycota; Saccharomycetes; Saccharomycetales; Saccharomycetaceae
Gene: PBS2
Product: mitogen-activated protein kinase kinase PBS2
Exons: 1
Coding region: 1-2022 (673 amino acids)
Biological process (GO): MAPK cascade; protein phosphorylation; cellular hyperosmotic response
Molecular function (GO): ATP binding; MAP kinase kinase activity
Source: RefSeq, a predicted model, not a curated record